AUGACAAACCAUUGCAUCCCCGUAGGUCUCCACCGAGCCGUUGACAGACAGGACGGGCCCGCCGCAGGACAACCCGAGCCCGCCGGCCGCCUGCGCUGCCCCUGCGGGCCCGUCACCGCCUUCGUGCCCUGGGACGGCCGCCGCAGCGGCAACCCCGUCCGAUUCCACAGCGUGCCUGCCUUUGCUGCUGCCACCGACUUGGCCAUCGACGUCCCUGGUCACGGGAAGGUGGUGGUCGACAUCGGCUACGGUGGCACUUUCUAUGCCUUUCUCAGCGCUGAGCAGCUGGGCCUCGAUGUGUGCUCUUCAAAGACCAGAGACCUCGUUGAUGCGGCAAGCGCAGUGACAGAAGCGGUGAAGAAACAGUUCAAGCUUCAUCACCCUGAAAGCGAAGACCUGGCUUUCCUCUACGGCACCAUACUGACAGAUGGGAAGGAUGCCUUUAGUGAGGAGCCCACCACCAACAUCUGUGUGUUUGCGGAUGAACAGGUUGACCGAAGUCCCACAGGUUCGGGUGUGACAGCUCGCAUCGCCUUGCAGUACCAUAAGGGACUCAUCCAGCUGAAUCAGACCAGAACCUUUCGGAGCAGUACCACAGGGUCCUUGUUCACUGGGAAGGCCGUGCAGGAAGCCAAGUUUGGGGACUACAACGCUGUCAUCGUGGAAGUCUCGGGAGAAGCGUUUUACACCGGUACAGCCACCUUCACUGUCGAAGAGGAGGACCCGCUGAAAUACGGCUUCUUCUUCAAGUGA
Messenger RNA from Nipponia nippon (crested ibis), 753 nucleotides. Lineage: Eukaryota; Metazoa; Chordata; Aves; Pelecaniformes; Threskiornithidae. The record is from RefSeq and is a predicted model, not a curated record.